Molecule: messenger RNA, 804 nt
Organism: Talaromyces proteolyticus
Lineage: Eukaryota; Fungi; Ascomycota; Eurotiomycetes; Eurotiales; Trichocomaceae
Product: putative short chain dehydrogenase
Exons: 5
Coding region: 1-804 (267 amino acids)
Molecular function (GO): oxidoreductase activity, acting on the CH-OH group of donors, NAD or NADP as acceptor
Source: RefSeq, a predicted model, not a curated record
AUGUCGGGUAUCUUGAGUAUCAAAGGAAGAGUUGCCAUCGUCACUGGUUCAUCCUCUGGACUUGGCCGAGCAAUUGCUUUGGCCUUGGCCUCAGAAGGUGCUAUAGUUGUCUGCAGCGAUAUUACACCCGUUUUACGAGCCGGUGGAUACGAAGCAGAUAAUGCACCAACGCACGAGAUAAUCGCUAGGACGAGUAAGGCGAUCUUCAAGAAAGCAGAUUCCAGUUCAGCAGAGAAUAUGGAAGCACUUGUCGAAGCCGCAGUGGCCACAUAUGGUCGUCUGGAUAUCAUGGUCAAUAACGCAGGGGUCUUCUGCGGGCAACACCGAGUAGCAGAAGAGUCGGUAGAGGCAUUUGACAAGACAAUGGCAAUUAAUUCCCGAGGUGUCUUUCUUGGAAUGAAGUAUGCCAUUGCACAAAUGAUGAAGCAGGAGCCUCGAGCCUCUGGAGACCGAGGUUGGAUAGUCAACAUCUCAUCGAUUGGUGGCUUGGUGGGGUUGUCAAUGGAACCUUCAUACUGCGCCAGUAAAGGCGCCGUGGUGGCAUUGACCCGCCAGGCCGCCCUUGACUACGCCCCCGAUAAAAUCCACAUCAAUGCUGUCUGUCCUGGAUUUAUACGCACUGCCAUGGUUCGUUCCGCCUUGGAAGAUGCGGCGCUCAACAAGGAGAUUCACGGUGCUACUCCAUGGCCGCACUUAGGCGUGCCAGAGGAUAUUGGAAAAACCGUGCUUUUCCUAAGUGGUGAUGGUGCUAGUUGGAUCACAGGCGCUGUCGUGAACGUCGAUGGUGGAUACUGUGCUCAAUGA